Molecule: messenger RNA, 3595 nt
Organism: Bufo gargarizans (Asiatic toad)
Lineage: Eukaryota; Metazoa; Chordata; Amphibia; Anura; Bufonidae
Gene: SATB2
Product: SATB homeobox 2
Exons: 11
Coding region: 528-2825 (765 amino acids)
Biological process (GO): regulation of transcription by RNA polymerase II; chromatin remodeling
Molecular function (GO): RNA polymerase II cis-regulatory region sequence-specific DNA binding; DNA-binding transcription factor activity, RNA polymerase II-specific
Source: RefSeq, a predicted model, not a curated record
GGGUGUGUAAGAAAGAAAGAGACACAGGAAAAAAAAAGCUGAAAUAAGGAAACCUAGGACAGCCCCAAAAGGACUUGACUCGAACUUAACUAAUAAUCAGCGCUGUCUCUGUGUGUCUUGUGCCAGUCACUUUGUGUUGCUGGCAGACGAGAGAGAGAUUGGGUCUGUCAUAUCAAGUUUUUUCCCCCCCUUUGCAGCCAUCUGAAGGGGCUCUUAAAGUGAAUUGUGUCAUUCUGCCAGAUCUUAAUACAUUGAACUGCAUCUUGUCCAAAGUGUGAAGAGCUUUUUUUUUUUUUUUUUUUUUUCCUGAAUCAGACCCCUUUACCUCUCCACACACAAAACAGGAAGAUUGUGGGGAUCCCGACGACCUCUCUUCCCUGAUCACCAACCUAUCAUAUUGCAGAAGACAGUAAGGAAGAGGAUAACGCCGGUAAAAGAAAAGCCUUUCAGAGAAGAGAACCAAAAGGGAAGAAAAGACGAAAAAAAUAAAAAGUGACGACAAAUUUAUAAACCUGGAGUCAUUACUUAUGAUCCAUGGGCAGAGUUUCAGCCCAUCCCAGGCAACCUACAGACAGGCUUUAAGCAAUCCGUAUUACUGCGACCUGCCAGGCAGAGCCUUGUCCCCGAACCAGAACAGCAUGGACAUGAGAAGUGAAAGUCCCAGCUUAAGGGACAGUCCAGACCGGAGAAGCAACAGUCCAGAUGCUAAAAGUCCUCCUCCAAUCAAAGUGGCCAGAUUGGAACAGAACGGGAGUCCAUUAGGAGCCAGGGGACGACCUAACGGCACCCUCACCAAAUCUGUGGGAGGACUUAUGCUGCCUGUUUUUUGUGUUGUGGAGCAAAUGGACAGCCGGGAAGAACAUGCUGAGUUUGUACUGGUUCGGAGAGAUGUCCUCUUCAAUCAAUUGGUAGAGACAGCUCUUCUAGCCUUAGGAUAUUCUCACUCAUCUGCGGCUCAAGCACAAGGAAUCAUUAAAAUUGGACGCUGGAACCCACUGCCUCUCAGUUAUGUUACAGAUGCUCCAGAUGUGACAGUCUCUGACAUGCUACAAGACGUCUACCAUGUGGUCACAUUGAAGAUUCAGUUACAGAGUUGUUCAAAACUUGAGGACCUGCCGGCAGAGCAGUGGAACCAUGCCACUGUCCGCAAUGCCUUACGAAUGCUGCUAAAGGAGAUGAAUCAGAGCACCCUUGCCAAAGAAUGCCCCCUUUCUCAGAGCAUGAUCUCCUCCAUCGUUAACAGUACAUACUAUGCCAAUGUGUCAGCUACUAAAUGCCAUGAAUUUGGGAGAUGGUACAAGAAGUUCAAGAAGAUGAAAGUUGAACGGGAUAACCUAACAGAUUACUGCAUACUGGGUCAACGACCAACACACCUCUCAAAUUUAAACCAGCUGGCAAGCCUAGGAAAGAGCAAUGAACAAGCUCCUCAUAGUCCACUUCAUCACAGCACCCCGAUUAGAAGUCAAGUACCAACCCUGCAGCCAAUAAUGAGCCCCGGACUCUUGUCUCCUCAGCUCAGUCCUUCAUUGGUUCGACAGCAAAUAGCUAUGGCACACUUAAUAAACCAGCAGAUAGCUGUCAGCAGACUUUUAGCCCAUCAACACCCUCAGGCCAUCAACCAGCAGUUUCUAAAUCAUCCACCAAUUCCCAGACCAGUCAAACCAGUGGAAACCACCAACUCUUCAGUGGAAGUCUCUCCAGAAAUCUACCAACAAGUCCGGGAUGAGCUGAAAAGGGCAAGUGUGUCUCAAGCCGUUUUCGCAAGAGUGGCCUUCAAUCGCACACAGGGUUUGUUGUCAGAGAUCUUACGUAAAGAAGAAGAUCCUAGAACAGCAUCCCAGUCAUUGCUGGUGAACCUUAGGGCUAUGCAGAACUUCUUAAACCUGCCAGAGGCAGAAAGAGAUCGGAUCUAUCAGGAUGAGAGGGAAAGAAGCAUGAACCCUAAUGUAAGCCUGUUGUCCUCAUCAUCCAGCAGCCCCAGCUCAUCCCGCGUUCCACAGAUGAAAACCUGCAGUACUCCAACAUCCGACAUCCAGGUGAAAGUGGAGGGGGAAGCUUCCAACGUUACCAUCACAGCUGCUGUUUAUGAUGAGAUUCAGCAAGAGAUGAAACGAGCAAAGGUGUCCCAAGCUCUCUUUGCCAAAGUAGCUGCUAAUAAAAGUCAGGGUUGGCUUUGUGAACUUCUCCGCUGGAAAGAAAAUCCAAGCCCAGAAAAUCGAACACUGUGGGAGAAUCUGUGCACCAUUCGACGUUUUCUUGGGCUCUCUCAGCAUGAACGAGAUGCUGUGUAUGAAGAAGAAUCUAGACAUCAUCACAGUGAGCGCAUCCAGCAUGUAGUACAGCUAACCCCUGAACCUGUGCAGGUACUACUGGGACAACAAGCCCAACAAGCCAAAGAGAGCUUACCUCCAAAAGAAGAGACCCCAUCAGUCCCCCCUCCAUCAGAAGACAGCUGUACCAAAAAGCCAAGGUCUCGAACCAAAAUUUCAUUAGAAGCACUAGGCAUCCUACAGAGCUUCAUCCAUGACGUGGGCCUCUACCCAGACCAAGAAGCCAUCCACACACUCUCAGCUCAGUUAGAUCUGCCUAAACACACCAUCAUCAAAUUUUUCCAGAACCAGCGUUACCACGUCAAACACCAUGGUAUACUCAAAGAGCAUCUGGGCAUAGCAGUGGAUGUGGCUGAAUACAAAGAUGAGGAGCUUCUGACUGAAUCAGAAGAAAAUGACAGCGAAGAAGGCAUGGAGGAAAUGUAUACAGUAGAACAGAGCGAGGAAAGCAGUGGACAUGCCAAGGCUAAUUUAUCUGAGGUGGAUCAGAGAUAAUAAAACUUACUGUCAUCAUAAACAACAACAGCAAUACAGAUGUGCAAGAGAAAAUCACUUUUAUUACUUGUUGUAAUGUUCAAUCUCUUCCCCGAGAGUGGGGAACACAAAAGUUUUUUUUGUAUUGCUCUCUUGAAAACUUGCCUUUACACUUGAGUGUGGACAUCUGACUGGAAGAGAACUGGUAAAAACUAUAUCUUCAAUCAUCUUGCACUUACAGUGAUGAUUUAAGCAAAUUACAGGACCUCAAGAUUGAUAAAAUCAAUGAAGGAAAGUAUUUAUAUAUCUAGGUAUACAUAUAUGUGUAUUUAUGUAUGCAUAUUUGUAUAUACACUCAUAGAGGUGUGUGCCUGCGUGGUAUACUUGCUAUGCAUAUAGCAUGUGUACAAACACACAUGCAUACAUACCGAUGAUGCAUGGGAAGCAAACAUUUCAUUCCGAACAUAUAGACUGUGAAAUGAGUUUCUUACAGAAAAAAAAGAAAGAAAAAAAGACUGGCCUAUGUAUUAAUACCACUGUGCAGUGAGAAGCUUUGGGUUUCCUCCUCAACAGACUGCUUGCUCUCAUUGAGUGGUUAUUUUUUUCCAUGUUUCUUUUUAUUUUUCUUGUGUUUAUUCUUGAUUUAUGUUUUUUCUUAGUCUCUGCUUUUUGUUCUGGCCGCAUGGUGGAUAACUUUUAUUUAAAGGUAUGUGUUUGAAAGUAAAACUUAAAAAAAAUGCAAUAAAAAUAUAUAAUAUUACAAAUGCAUCAAAAAGUUGUUCAUGCUUAAA